Molecule: messenger RNA, 1048 nt
Organism: Penaeus vannamei (Pacific white shrimp)
Lineage: Eukaryota; Metazoa; Arthropoda; Malacostraca; Decapoda; Penaeidae
Product: elongation factor 1-delta
Biological process (GO): translational elongation
Cellular component (GO): cytosol; eukaryotic translation elongation factor 1 complex
Molecular function (GO): guanyl-nucleotide exchange factor activity; translation elongation factor activity
Source: RefSeq, a predicted model, not a curated record
AAGGAACGGACCAAUAGUUGUUAUUGCGGGACGCAGUGGAACGAACCUUUUCAGCCGCACUCACCUCUUGCACGCGGUAUCUGUCACGAAAAUCCCCCACAAUGGCUCUAGAACUGGCACAAGAAAACAUCUGGUUUGACAAGUGGCGUGUUGAUGAUGCAGAACGCGAGUUCUAUGAGAACAAGUCCAUGCCAAACUACAGUCAAAAGCAGGUGUGUGAAAGUAUCAAGAUGGAAGAGGCACCCUCUGCAGAUGUUUCUCAAGUCUCUGAAAAGUCUGAAAACUUGAAGAGCAGCCAAAUAGAGCAGCAAGAGGAGGGAGGUUCAGCCCUAGGAACCCUGGCCAGUCAGAUUGCCAAGGCACGACAGGAAAUACAGAAUUCCUUAGCCUCUGGAAGUCGUGGGGGAUCCGGUUCAGGGGUGAGUCCAGACAUCCUCAACAGGAUCACCAAGUUGGAGGGAGAGAAUUGCACUCUGAAGAAAACUGUGUCGACCUUAGAGCAGACCAUUCUGGACCUCACCAAAAGGUUAGCAGCCUUGGAAUGUGGUGGCAAGACCACUACAGCCCCAGCCAAGAGCAAGCCAGAGCCCAUGGAAACUGAGGAAGAUGAUGAUGAUGAAGUUGAUCUCUUUGGCUCAGAUGAUGAAGAGGAGGAGAGUGCAGAAGCUGCCCGCAUAAGGGAGGAACGUCUUAAGGCUUAUGCGGAUAAAAAAUCAAAGAAGCCUGGUCCUAUUGCCAAGUCUUCAGUACUCCUUGAUGUAAAACCGUGGGAUGAUGAGACAGAUAUGAAGGUCAUGGAGACAGAAGUACGUAAGAUUGAGAUGGAUGGACUCUUGUGGGGUGCUGCUCAGUUGAAGCCAUUGGCUUUUGGUAUCCAGAAACUCUCAAUUUUGUGUACAGUUGAAGAUGAAAAGGUUUCCAUUGAUGACCUUUGUGAGAAGAUUCAAGAAAUUGAAGAUUAUGUGCAAAGUGUAGAUGUUGCUGCUUUCAAUAAGAUCUAAUUGCCAUUCAUUCCAGGGUUAAUACAGAAAUAAACAGGAGUUUAAAA